Messenger RNA from Ceratina calcarata, 7062 nucleotides. Its product is annotated as general transcription factor 3C polypeptide 1. The transcript is spliced from 7 exons. The coding region runs from base 420 to 6890 and encodes 2156 amino acids. Gene Ontology annotation, molecular function: DNA binding. The record is from RefSeq and is a predicted model, not a curated record. Gene Ontology annotation, cellular component: transcription factor TFIIIC complex. NCBI's taxonomy places the organism in Eukaryota, Metazoa, Arthropoda, Insecta, Hymenoptera, Apidae. Gene Ontology annotation, biological process: transcription initiation at RNA polymerase III promoter; 5S class rRNA transcription by RNA polymerase III.
CCAACGAAUAAGCGUCCGUGAUUAUAUUCUGUGAUUGGUUAGAAAUCCAAAAUGGCCAACGAAUAAGCGUCCGUGAUUAUAUUCUGUGAUUGGUUAGAAAUCCAAAAUGGCCAACGAAUGGAAAAGCGUGUGUGCGUAUCCCAACACUGUUGCUGACGUCACACCAGGAAUUAGUGGAACCUCCUAUCAGUUUAUAUUUGCCUAAUACAAAGUGUAUAUUUCGAGCCGAUUACGCUAGAUGGCGCCACGAGGCACUCGCAACAUCACGUGACGUUACGUUAGUAACAGUAGUAAACGUGGGAACACUGGGAACGUCGGAGAUUGUUUGGUUGAGCGAUUGUGUCACAGCACAAGUGUCGAAAACAAUGAGAAUGUUUGUUGUUUCGCACCGUAUUUUAAGCCGCGUAUUGUAACCGAGAAUGGUGUCGUGUCAAACGAUCGAUUUAGUGGAUUCGGUGAUCGACGAGGUCGCGUUAGAAGGUUUGGACGGGAUAACCGUGGAAGCGUUAUGGCUGCGCUUAGCGAAUCGGCUUCGUGUUCCGUUGCCGUUUCCAAGAUCGUUCAUGCUACAAGUCUGGUCGAUCUGCGUGCAAGUCAGAGAAUUUGCGUUUUACGAAUUGGAGGUAGCGAGGGAGAAGCUCGUGAUCUUUGACCGAUAUCAAUUCGUGGACCCCGAUUUAGGUAUCAUAUUGGAACCGGAAAAUGUACCGGCAGACAUAUACCCUCACUGUCCUAUAAACGACACGGCCAACGGAAUCAUAGGCUCCUGCUCGACUUAUCACACUCGUAAGGAUAUUACCGAGCUCGCGAGAAACCUUAGCUUGGACAUGGUCCAAGUGUAUGGACAGAAACUGGUGAUAGUCGCGUCGCAGACUGCGAGGAAUCACGCGUUGAUGGGAGUCGAUGUGUCGCCAAUUCUCGACUUCAACGUGAUACAAUACUGUUUCCUGGAGAGAAUAGGACGAUCGAGGUACCACGGCGAGGUUACUCAGGGGAAGCUGAGCUUGAACGCGUUGAAGGAAGACCCGAAGAGUCUGUUCUAUCACAGAAAGCUACUACUGCAACACAAACUGAUAACGAAGCAGCUGCACCAUCAGAAGGCCGGGGGUCACAGCUGCAACGGCAGCCUCUUGCACCUUCCGAGAUUCUUCGUCGAGAGGAAACCGAAGAUAGUGUUCCUGGCCGAGGAAGUUAUAAAGAUACUCAAAUCGAAGCCUAAUUAUAUGGUCGAGUACGACGAGCUGAAACGUAAAUUGGGCAUCGAGAAUUCGAUAAAGAAACUGUUCCAGACGUCGUUUUUCCAAAAGGCGGUGAAGACGGACGUCAGGGUUCCGUAUAGAACGCUGUACCCGAACGCGACGCCGGCGGAAUGGCAGAAGAAGAGCGAUCCGAAGAAGGAGAAGCAGAUCAAAGUGGUCCAACUGUUAUACCCGAACAUCGAUCUGGUCGAAGCGUUGAACAAAGAGGACGCACAGGAGGAGUACGAAUCCGAGGAGAUGAGCCUUUCGAGUCACAAGUUCUCCACUUCCUACUUGAAACAGACCAACAAGACUAUCGACGAGAGCGAGAGCGAAGGAGUAUGCCAGGGGGGCUUGUGUAAAACAAUGGGAUUGACGAAGCUUCAGUCGAGAACGAUUCUGAGGAAUCUGGUGAGAAGGAGCAUCGCUGCCAUUUACAUGAACGACGUCGGUAGACAGAGGACCUCCAAGUACGUGUCCAAGAGGUACGAGAAAGGAAGUAAACUGAGUAAACAGUUUCAAGAGCAGGUGGACAAGAUCAAACAGCUGAGAAGACAGAUCGUGAACGAAACCGAUGAUCUGAGAAGAACCAACGAGAUCGUCCGACCGACGAACGACGCAGUGGAUACGGUGAACGAGGGCAAGGGGAAUACUGAAAAUGAUCGAAUUAUUGUAGCCGAGCCCGAGACGUCGUCGUCGUCGUCGCCGUCGUCGGUGUCCAAGGUAGAAGAAGAAGAAGGAGGAGGAGGAGGAGGAACGGUUUCGAACAACACGACGAAAGAGCGAUCCUUGACCUUUCUGUUUCUCGUUACUAAUCGAAUAUUGUACAAAUAUCGCUUGACGAAGCGUGCAAACAGGUACAGACGUACCUUCUGCGACGUCGCAUCUACGAAGACUGUAACGAAAGAGGAGAGUAAAUCUGUCGACAGAUUCGGAGGAAAGAUCUCGGAGAGCGUAUCGAGGAACGAGGAAAAAUCUGAAGCCGAAGCGUACAAGAACAUAAAGGUCGAUUUGACCGUGAUUGACUCAAAAUCGGACGAAGAGAAACCGGACAACGAGAUAAGCGGAUUCAUGGAAGACAUGCAGAAGGGUGAGAAGGAAGUGUCCACGAAUAUUUCGUACAGAUUGUUGCGGAGGGCCAACAUGAUCAUCGAGACGGUGAAAGAGCAUCAAGUGAUCGACGACACGACCAAACUGAUGAAGAUGAUCAACGAGGAGGAGGACAAGGAAGGGUACGAUGUAAAGAUCGACAAGAAAUCUUUGGUAAGACUGUUGAAGAGACUGUCGAGGGACAACUUAGUGAAACACGUCGUACUCAGAUUGAGCGCGAACAACAAAGAGAAACGUUCGACCCUGAUAUGCGAGCCGAACAUAGAUCUGAACAGUUCGAUGGUUCAGUCGAUGAUCGAGCAAGCCAAGCUGAAAUUCUAUUUAAUGAUCUCUCAGAAACCUAAAUCGCCCGCGCGACCGAGCGCGUCGAACGCGUCGAACGCGUCGAACGCGUCCAACGAGUACGACGCCGUCGACGCGAACAAAUCUGAGGCCGCGGGAUCCAAGUGUGGGCCGAAAGCGUCGAGAAAGUACGGUUACAGCCCGAAAUUCGUUCGGAUGCAAACGCUGCACCAAUUCCUAUUUUAUCUGGUGUACGAUCACCCCGGUGAACAGACCCUGUCCAAGUCCGAACAAGUUCAGAUGUUGCGAGAUAAAAAUGUGAACGUGAGCGACGAGCUGGCAGAGGAAUUAUCCACGAUUUACAACACCGACGACGCUGUAAGCUGGAAAACGUUCGUGCCGCCUCUGACCAAGAACAAGAGCUGGCCCCGAGGCUGGACGUUGAUGUGCGACGCUCUUCUGCGUCUUCCGUUGUCGGUGUUCUUGAAGAUUCACUACGUCUCGUACACGGUGCCAGAGAUCGACGAUUACGUGAAUCAUCCGAUCAGAAAACAUUAUUUGGUGAGAGACUUGCCGAUCGAGAUACGAAAUUCUUUGUUUCAUUCGCGGAAAUACAUAUUCCACAUUCACGAGACCGUUACACGAUUGUGUUACCUCGGUCUGGUACAGUUCGGGCCGCAGAAAUUGAAGGAGAAAGAUCAGAUAUACAUCUUCGUGAACCGUAAGACCGAAUUAAUGGACACCACGUCCUCCGAGCCUGAUUAUCAUCGGAUCGAAGACAAACCGUAUCCAGUGGUCAAGUAUAAUUUCGACGGGUUGCAGUUGGUCGAGAAAUAUUGGUACGACAUGUGGAACACGUGCAUCAAUACGCCUCUGGGUGGUCGGCUCGUGGUACAGGGCAAAGACAUAGUGUUGGAAGAUUUGAACAAGAAGAGCGACAUGAUUCAAUCUCUGGUACCUCGGACACCGCAACAGGCCGUCGAGCUCGACACCGGCAAAGUGCCUGGUGAUCGGAGGGGCGCCGCCGGAAUAGAUUCAGCUUGUUUCGCACACCUGAAGAGGAACUGGAACUGGGCGUUCAACUCUAGCUUCCAGAGAGAGAAGACAGGAAAGAAGAGGAAGGUGACGUACGAAAGGGAAGCGUACUUGGCCAAGAUCAAAUCGAAACCUAUUCGAUUCACCGAGUUUUCCGGUUUGAAAACCGUCUCCGGCCCACCUUCCGUGAACGUGAACGAGCUCAGAAGGAAGACGAAUAGUAAGGAAGACAGCAGCAGUUGCGAACGGCAGCAGUUGCGACCGUUCCAGUGCAGUCAGAAGAGUGCCAGACAGAAAUCUUACGUGAGGAGAGUGUUGCCUCGAAAAUCGAAGGGCAGACGGCGGAUAAAGUACGACGAAGUAGAUUACAGAGCUCUGCAGAGGAUGCACAAAUUGCGAGUAGACUGGGACCCUCACGAAGACAAGAUUCUAUUGAUCUGUAAAGUAGCCAUGGUCUAUCUCUGCCCGAAUCCGCGUAAGCAAGUGAUAACGUUCUCCGCGAUAAGAGACGUUCUACGAACGUACUCGUACAGUUCGUACAACAAAACUUCCAGAGCCUGCCAGAGGCGUUUGUUGUACAUGUUGAAACAGCAGAGGAACGUGAACACGGUCACAUUGGGCGUCGAAGAACUGAGACAGAACUUUUUCCUCGACAGACGUUUCGGUGGUAUCGUCGACAAGCUCAAGGAGGAGUACACGGACUCGGUCGAACACGAGAAACGAGUGACGGAAGAGUUUAAAUCCCUCGUCGCUUACGUCGCCAAGAAGUAUUACGAUAUCUCCGACGUCGCUUCUAACAAGCCAUUGUCUGUGCCGAAGACGGUGCAAGAGUUCAAUCUGUUUUACAAGAUCGUCCACCCGAUGAAACCGUUUUACAAUCGGGGGUUCACGAGAGACGUUCGAAAUACCACCGACAUACAUUCCGCGGUGGUCAACUCUGUGAUUCACAGCUCGAUGUGUUGCGGGAAAGACAGGAGGUCGUGGGCGUAUCAAUUGUUCAAGAUAUACCAGCAGUAUCCGGAAAGUUUGUUGAGGAACGCGAUGGCAAAGAUUCGUAACGAUCAGAUGGUCACGGUGAAGAAGAAUCAAGUGACCGCCGUAAAGAAAUACGGUAAUUACAUGCCGAUGAGCAGCUCUCAGUAUCAGUUGAGCAACAUUUACAUUUAUAAAUUGCAAACAAAGUGGCCGUAUUCGAUAUUCAACGAGUCUUACGACGUCUUCUUGAGACUGAGCGAGUGGUACUGCCGUCGGAGCAACGAGACCGACCAUUUCAACGGUAUCGAAGUGCUGCCGGUCACCGGGGGAAUUGUAACCGCGAUGCAGGACUACAUGAUGAGAAAUCAAAUCGACUUCGACGUCGAGAUACCUGAUCAAGUUAUAAUGCUCGAUCCCAGAUUGAAAGAGAAGGACGAGACGUACUUUCGAAUAGCUCAGAGAUACCAGGACGUGUUGGCCAGUCUGGACAAUUUAAAGUUCACGCAGGAGAGUAAACCCGGGAUGGAUACCGAGAACAAGACGAGCUGUCAAGACGUCGAGGUCAUUCGGUCCAGUGAAUCGACAAUUUCAACGGGAAAUAAAAGACGAAAAAGUAGCGAGGAAGCGACAAACGAUUCGGGCGAGCCCGUGCGGAAGAAGAAGAAGAACAACAACAACAACAACAACAAGAGGAAGUCGGAAGGAAGCAAAGAGGACGAAGAAACGUCAGAGAAUAGAGCGGAGCUCGUAGCGAUCGAGAAAGGAUCAAUCGUCGACGACGACGACGACGACGGCGAUCAUCACCACCGGAAACAGACGGAAUUAUUCGACCCGUCGCGACCCAGCGCUGAGCACGACGACGAUUCGAAAGAAAACGGCGGUUCGACGCAAGUCGGAGGAGCCGCAGCAGACGGCGAACACGUGUACACGCGCGUCAGCGAAAUUUUGAAACGCAGCUCGAUGCGACAGAAUUGUUCGAGCAGCAGGAUCGACGAAACGGAUGUACAGAAACGAUACACUCGCAUAGCGUUGUUGAGAAUGAGAGAGGAACUGAACGAACUCACGGUGGCAGAUAGUCACCACGCGCACGAAUACUUCGUCGUCAAUAUGUUCAAAGUGUUUUACUCUUUGCAACGGAGCUCGGAAGACUCGGUCGGUGGUACGAACGAUUCUGGCUUCAAACAUCUCCCGAUUCCCCCGGAGUUGAUACCCUUGACGUUGAGCAGAGUGAACGAUCUGAUCGAGGAAAUAGGCAAAUUCGCUGUAUAUCCCAAGACAGUGAUUCCGUAUUCAGAUUUUAAGAAGACCGGUCUCAAUAGUUGGUUCAAAUACGAUCACGUGGACGCGGUUUAUAAUUUCGUACGCGACAAGCGGGAACUCGGAGCUAGCGUGCAGGAGCUGAUGGACGAGUUCCACGAGAUCGACAGAUUAGGAGAGGACUUGCGUCGUAUCGUUUCGCUUCUCACCGAACAUCGCCUGUUCCUGCGAGCCGGCGUGACCACGGUCAGAUACGUACAUCACUGCUACGCUGAUUCCUGGUUGAUAAACUCUUAUAAGAUAUGUAGAAACGAGAAGGAAGCACUAGUCCCUGUGUCGGCGAAAGCCGUGUACUCCACCGAAACGAGGAAGGAGGAACCAUCAGGAGGAAGAGAGAAAGGUAUCGACAACGAGGUGGUGACGAGAACUGGAGGCAAUUCCGACCGGGACUCGGACAGGGACGCGUUCAGCGACGAGGAAUCGGAGGAGAAUGCUGGAGCGAAUAGAAAAUCGCAGAGGAAGAGAAUAAAAUUGUCACCUCACGAAGAUCACGCGUCUACCAAAGCGACUCCGAAGCAAUUGGACACGAACGCGAAGCAAGAGAUCAAGGUGGCGAUAAGACCGUGGAUACGGAUAGACGGUGCAGUGAACCGCAGAGUGCUCGAUCGCAUGCUCGGAUCGGUUUUGUCCUACUGCCUCACGCAUCCGGGGAUACCGUUAGUCAAAGUGCAAAACAGAUUCGUUCCGCCUCUUCAACCUUGCCACACUCGCGAGCUAGUCGAGAUACUGGUGACAAUGGGGUGUCUGCGAACAAUAAUAUUGAAGAAACCGCGCGUGACAUUAUUCUCUAAGCCUUCGCGAGUCGAGCCAAAGAGCACGAACAGCGAGUGGGCCGUUGAAGAAGAUAUAUUCCUGGAACCUACCAGCGGCGCAACGUUGAAGUUCGGAGUGUUCUUAAGCACCAAGAUGUACAGUACAGAUUUCGUAAAGUGAUCAGUGAAUAGCGAGUGCAACGUGCACAUUGACACGAUUUCAACGUUUCACGUUUGUGCGUUUACGAGGUUCGUAACGUUCUUGUUAUAUGGAUAAUCGAGAGGUUGUUUAUGAACAAUGAUGGUGCCAAAUGCGCAAAAUUGUAGAUAAUAGAAUACGCUGUGAGAAGUGA